Molecule: messenger RNA, 1106 nt
Organism: Vespa mandarinia (Asian giant hornet)
Lineage: Eukaryota; Metazoa; Arthropoda; Insecta; Hymenoptera; Vespidae
Gene: Rack1
Product: Receptor of activated protein kinase C 1
Molecular function (GO): protein binding; translation regulator activity; ribosome binding
Source: RefSeq, a predicted model, not a curated record
GUAUUGCCUGUUUCCGACUAUCCUUUUGCAUUCGACGCUUCUUUAAGAGCGGAUGGUCGAAGUAAUCCAAAUACAUCCUUGGUUUAAGAAAAUUGAGCCGCUUUCAAGAUGACUGAAACUUUACAAUUGAGGGGAACUCUUCGGGGGCACAAUGGCUCCGUUACUCAAAUCGCUACAAAUCCAAAAUAUCCGGAUAUGAUUUUAUCGUCCUCACGUGAUAAAACUUUAAUCGUAUGGAAAUUGACGCGCGACGACGCUAACUAUGGUAUUCCUCAAAAACGUCUCUAUGGUCAUUCCCACUUCAUCAGCGAUGUUGUAUUAUCUUCUGAUGGAAACUAUGCACUGUCUGGAUCGUGGGACAAAACUCUACGUCUGUGGGACUUGGCUGCAGGUCGGACAACACGGAGAUUUGAAGACCAUACCAAGGACGUCCUGAGUGUCGCCUUCUCUGUAGACAAUCGACAAAUUGUAUCUGGUUCUCGUGACAAAACUAUCAAGUUGUGGAAUACAUUGGCAGAAUGCAAGUAUACCAUACAAGAUGAGGGACAUACCGAUUGGGUCAGCUGUGUACGCUUUUCUCCAAAUCAUUCCAAUCCUAUUAUUGUUUCUGCAGGUUGGGAUUGUAUUGUUAAGGUAUGGAACUUGACAAACUGCAAACUUAAGAUUAAUCACAAUGGACAUUCUGGAUACCUUAAUACAGUCACCGUGUCUCCGGAUGGUUCGUUAUGUGCAUCUGGUGGAAAAGAUUGCAAAGCUAUGUUAUGGGAUUUGAAUGAUGGUAAACAUCUCCAUACUCUUGAUCAUAAUGAUAUCAUUACUGCACUUUGCUUUAGUCCUAAUCGCUACUGGCUGUGUGCUGCAUUUGGACCAUGGAUUAAGAUUUGGGAUCUUGAGACUAAAGAAAUGGUUGAAGAAUUGAAACCAGAAGUUGUAUCUGCAACCAGUAAAGCAGAACCACCUCAAUGUUUGUCUCUCGCUUGGUCCACGGACGGACAAACAUUAUUUGCUGGAUACUCUGAUAACACUAUUCGCGUGUGGCAAGUUUCUGUAUCUAGCCGCUAAUACUUUGUAAAAAAAGUAGAAAAAUAAAAAAAAGUAAACAUCAA